ACAAGAGAGGCAGCAUCCAUCCUUGGAGGUUACAGAGAUGUGUUCCUCAGUGAACAUUCACAUCGGUCAAUUAGAAUUUCAUUUCAAGGAAACAAGAAAAUCAGUCUUCCUGGUAAGGGUGCAUUGCAGAUGUAAGUGGAUUGACGAAAAGGGGGAAGCGCAAAGAAGUUCACAAGUAGACGAUGAUCGGGAAAUUUGAGUGAUGUUUUCUAUUUACGAGGAGUGUUUAUAACGCGAUUCUAAUUAAAGACAUGGCGAUCCUCGAGGGACAGCUCCUUAGGUCUGUGAGCGAGAAUAAAAAGUAAGCGGCACUCUGGCAAACAACCUGAGACUUCAUGGCACACGGAGUAGUUAGCCUGUAGGGUAUACAUGGCGCAGACCUUUUAAUUGUUUUUUAAUUCUCUCCCUUCAAGUCGUUCAAGGAAGGAUCAGAAGAUGAUAGCACAUCCAGCUUACAUAUACUUCUCCUAAAACAAGAUUUUCUCAUUUUCUCUGCCGUAGUGUUUUAGCCUAAAUCUUGGAAUUAUAUGGGGCAGGACCGUGCCAAAGACUGAUUCAACCUGCGCGGUUCAACUACUUUUCUAUUAUAACUUCGGCGGAUUUACUGCAGCUUGUGAAGUUUGGAAUCAGAGACAAAAGAGGGAUCUCGUGAAACUCACUGUAGCAACAGAAGGAAAUAACUAAGUCUGAGGUAGAGAUGAGUGGACUGCGCAAGCCUGUCGUAAUGGGAUUCGUGCUGCUGAUCUGCACUACUACCUGCCAUAGCGAAGAGAGAGCGCUCUCCGCGGCUCCCACGGUGGCGAAGAACAACCAAAGCCUUCUCAGGCGGAUAGCGGACAUAGUAAAGCACGUGGAGGAGAGCUACGAUGAGAACGGGGCGGACGCAGCUUCGCAGUGGACUUCCCGGAUGGAAUCCCGGGUUGAGCCAAAGCAUUUACGCAACCUAAAAACAGAUAGCAGCGAUCAAAUUAUUGAAAUAUUUCCUAGAGAUCUCAGAAAGAAAGAAAAAUUCUUAAAACACCUCACAGGCCCUCUGUACUUCAGCCCCAAAUGCAGGAAGCAUGUAUACCGACUAUAUCAUAAUACCAGAGACUGCACAAUACCUGCAUACUUCAAAAGGUGUGCACGGCUACUCACGCGGUUAGCGGAGAGCCCAAGAUGUGCAGAAGGGUAGCUUAAAUAAAGGUGAAGCCAAACCAGAGCAGUCCACAAAAAAGAGCCCAGUAAAAGUGCCUUGGACAGUAACUGGAAAAGCAAACAAACUUAAAUAAGUCCUGUUCGCCAUUACACAUGGUGUCCUUUGGAUUACCUACCACCCAUGGAGCUCCCUGGCACCAUCAGCUGUCACUCAAGAUUUACCAAUAGACUGUACAGAAGACCAUACAGAUGAUGAAAGAAAACUAGACAAGAAACAAUGUGGCAGCAGCAACAGAUUUGAGGGUUAUUAUUGUCCUGCUGGCAGCCCAAAAUUGAACUUUCGUCCUUUAAUUCGAUUUUUUUCUAAAAGAAAACGGAUUGCUUUAUUUCCAUACAAUAUAUUUUUUUAAAUCAAGGUAUUAUUUUGUAGGUUUGCAUUUUUAGGUUAUACAUUGCUUUUGGAAAAUAUUCAGACCUCUUCACUUUCUCUAUUGCUGUUGUGUUUUGGGCUUAAUUUAUAGUUGAUUAUAUACUUUUUUUUUGCUAUAAAUCCACACUCCACAAAGAAAAUGCACAAACAAAGUUUAGUAAUUUUUGCCAGUCUAUUAGAAUAUGCAAUGUACAUAAGUAUUCAGACACUCCAAAUUGAGCACACACCUGACUAUAAGGUCCCACACAGUGCAUGUCAGAGCAAAAACCAAGCCAUGAAUAAUUGUCUCAAGGCAUAGAUCUGUGGAAGGUUGUAACCACCAAAGUUUCCUCAUAGAGCUGGUUGUCUGGUGAAACUAGAUAACAUGGCAAGAACAGCAUUUUUCUCUGGGAGGUGACCAAGAACCCAUUCGCAAUUCUAACAGAGGUUUAAAGUUUCUGCAGAGAUGGGAGAACCUGCCAGAAGGGCUACCAUUUCUGCAGUAGUCCAUCAAACAUUUUACUCCUGAGUAAAAUGCAUAUGGCAUGCUGCC
Messenger RNA from Esox lucius (northern pike), 2099 nucleotides. It is a transcript of the gene alkal2, whose product is annotated as ALK and LTK ligand 2. The record is from RefSeq and is a predicted model, not a curated record. Gene Ontology annotation, biological process: positive regulation of ERK5 cascade; positive regulation of ERK1 and ERK2 cascade. Gene Ontology annotation, molecular function: receptor signaling protein tyrosine kinase activator activity; receptor tyrosine kinase binding. The transcript has 6 exons. NCBI's taxonomy places the organism in Eukaryota, Metazoa, Chordata, Actinopteri, Esociformes, Esocidae. Bases 698 to 1174 code for a protein of 158 amino acids.